AUGGCCGACACCAAGUCUGACUUUGCUCCAACCGCCGCUCGACGGGAGGCUGACGAGAACUCCAUCACCCCAGCCCCGCUUUCUUCGCAGCAUCUCGAUAGCCAUCAUGCUGACCAGGACCAAGAGACCGCGGCGUACGCUGGCGGUGAAGCCAUUUAUAUCGACGAAAAGACGAACAAGAAGUUGUUCUGGACCGUCAACAGACGCAUUCUCGUCUGCAUGCUUGGCACCUAUUUUUGCCAGUCUCUUGACAAAGGCACCUUGGGCUUCGCCUCCAUCAUGGGCAUUCGGCAAGAUGCGAACCUCCACGGCCAGCAGUUCAGUUGGCUCGGCACUAUACUCUAUAUGGGUGUCCUGUUCGGUGAAUACCCGACCAACCUCCUUCUUCAGAAGCUUCCCGUGGCCAAGUACCUUUCAGUCAAUAUCUUUUGCUGGGGUGUCGUCAUUGCUUGCUCUGCUGCUGCGGAGAACUUUGGCUCACUGAUGGCGGUCCGAUUCUUGCUUGGUAUGUUCGAAUCGUGCGUGCAGCCAGCCUUCAUCAUCAUGACAGCUAUGUGGUGGCGACGCGAAGAGCAAGCCGUCCUGACUUCGCUCUGGUACUGCAUGACCGGUGUUCAGCUCAUGGUCGGUGGCCUCAUUGCCUAUGGUGCCAGUCACUACGAUGGAGCCGUCAUGAGGUCGUGGCAGAUGCUCUUCAUGGUUCUGGGAAUCGCCACCUGUGUCUGGGCAGUUUUUGUCGGCUGGUUUCUACCCGAUUCGCCCAUGAAGGCAAAGUGCUUCGACGAAGACACAAAGAGGCUGCUCAUUGAGCGCGUCCGCGCGAACGAGACGGGCAUUCAGAACAAGACCUAUAAACGCCACCAAGUCAUUGAGGCUGUCUCUGACCCUGUCACUUGGUGCUACGUCCUGCUUCAGGUUACUUCGACUCUAAUUAUUGGUGGUCUUGGUGUCUUCUCCAACCUAAUCAUUAGUGGAUUUGGCUUCACCGUGUUUGAGACUCAGUUGCUCAACAUUGCCCAGGGUGCCAUCACCAUCAUCAUCAUGAUUUCUGCCGCUUUUACUGCGCAGCGCACUCAACAGACUGCAUAUACCAUGCAUGCUUGGUCGUUCCCCGCCAUCAUCGGCACGGCUGUCAUAUACAGCAUUGUCCCAACGUCCUCGAAUCGCGUCGGUCUCCUGAUUGCCUUCUACUGCACUCAGUUCUUCCUCGCCGAGGGCAAUCUGGUCUUUUCCCUCAUUUCGCGCAACGUCGCCGGCCAGUCCAAGAAGUCUACCACACUCACCAUGUGCUUCAUCGGCUGGGCAGCUGGCAACAUGACUGCCCCCCAGAUCUUCCAAGCAUGGGACGCGCCCCGGUAUCGUACCGGUUUCACUGUCCACUUCUGCCUCUAUGCAAUCUUCAACGUCAUUCUUGUUGUUAUGCGUUUCCUACUUACCCGCCGCAACAAGGGUAAGCGUGCCGCCGUUGCUACCGCUGGCGAAGCCGAAACAUUGCAGAAGGCUGGUGAGGAGAAGAUUACGCACAGCAACGCUUUCGCGGAUCUCACAGACAAGGAGAACCCCGAUUUCCGCUAUGUCUUCUAG
Messenger RNA from Verticillium dahliae VdLs.17, 1584 nucleotides. RefSeq names its product allantoate permease. Gene Ontology annotation, biological process: transmembrane transport. The record is from RefSeq and is a predicted model, not a curated record. Gene Ontology annotation, cellular component: membrane. Gene Ontology annotation, molecular function: transmembrane transporter activity. Lineage: Eukaryota; Fungi; Ascomycota; Sordariomycetes; Glomerellales; Plectosphaerellaceae. The coding region runs from base 1 to 1584 and encodes 527 amino acids. The transcript is spliced from 4 exons.